UUUUUUUUUUUUUAGUUUUUUUUUAUUUAAUUUGAAUUUGGAAAAAGUCAAGUGAUAUUUGUCAAAGUGGAGUUCACGCAAGAUCAGCACGACCAACCGGAUCACCACCACUUCGUCAGCCUUCACCACACGAACCCACACCACAAGAUGUCGGACGACGGCAAAGGUUACGUCCUCUCGCCGGAGGAGGAGGAAUGCCUCAAGGACCGCAAGUGGUGGUGCUUCCUCCUGUCCAGCAUCUUCACCUUCCUGGCCGGCCUCACGAUCGUCCUCAUCUGGCGCGGCCUGUCCAUGAUCUGCUGCCGUAAAGACGCUUCGCCCGAGUACAGCCAGAGUGACCUCAAGCAGCAGAACCUGCCCAAACCGCCGCGCCAAGCCAAGGAGGAGUUCGAAGGCACUUUCGUCACCGACGCCAAAGACUGGGCCGGCGAGCUCAUCUCCGGACAGACCACCACUGGACGCAUCCUGGUGGUACUCGUGUUUGUACUGAGCAUCGCGUCCCUCAUCAUUUACUUCAUCGAUGCAUCCAGCGAGGGUGUCGAACAAUGCAAGGAGUGGUCGAGCAACAUGACGCAGCAGAUCGACCUCGCCUUUAAUAUAUUUUUUAUGGUCUACUUUUUUAUCAGAUUCAUCGCCGCCAGCGAUAAAUUGUGGUUCAUGUUGGAGAUGUACUCUUUCGUCGACUACUUCACGAUACCUCCCUCGUUCGUGUCCAUCUACUUGGACCGGACAUGGAUCGGUCUUCGAUUUCUUCGUGCUUUGAGGCUGAUGACAGUGCCGGAUAUCCUGCAGUACCUUAACAUUCUCAAGACAUCCAGUUCCAUCCGCCUGGCCCAGCUGGUCUCCAUCUUCAUUUCUGUUUGGUUGACGGCCGCCGGAAUCAUCCAUUUGCUGGAGAAUUCCGGAGACCCGCUCGACUUUAACAACCCGCAUCGGUUGUCCUACUGGACCUGCGUCUACUUUUUGAUCGUGACCAUGUCGACGGUCGGCUACGGCGAUGUCUACUGUGAAACGAUCCUAGGUCGGACGUUUUUAGUUUUCUUUCUACUCGUCGGCUUGGCCAUCUUUGCCAGUUGUAUCCCUGAAAUUAUUGACCUGAUCGGCACUAGACCCAAAUACGGAGGCACGCUGAAGAAUGAACGUGGACGCAGGCACAUCGUCGUCUGCGGGCACAUCACCUACGAGUCAGUGUCGCACUUCCUCAAGGAUUUCCUUCACGAGGAUCGAGAAGACGUCGACGUCGAAGUCGUUUUCCUUCACAGAAAGCCACCAGACCUGGAGCUUGAGGGUCUUUUCAAGCGACAUUUUACCACCGUGGAAUUUUUCCAGGGCUCCAUAAUGAACCCUAUUGACCUGCAGCGCGUCAAGGUCCACGAAGCCGACGCCUGCUUGGUCUUGGCCAACAAAUAUUGCCAGGAUCCGGACGCCGAGGACGCUGCCAACAUCAUGCGAGUCAUUUCCAUCAAGAAUUACUCGGACGACAUUCGAGUCAUCAUCCAACUGAUGCAAUAUCACAACAAGGCUUACUUGCUGAACAUUCCCAGUUGGGACUGGAAACGCGGCGACGACGUCAUUUGCCUGGCCGAACUCAAGUUGGGAUUCAUAGCCCAAAGUUGCUUGGCUCCGGGAUUCUCCACCAUGAUGGCCAAUUUAUUCGCCAUGAGAUCGUUCAAAACCUCACCGGAUACGCAAAGGUGGCAAAACGACUACCUUCAGGGUACCGGAUGCGAAAUGUAUACGGAAUCCUUGUCUCCCUCCUUUGCUGGCAUGAUAUUUCCUGAAGCUUCCGAAUUGUGCUUCACCAAGCUCAAGCUGCUUUUGCUGGCCAUCGAGCUCAAGUCCGAGGACGGACUCGAUUCCAAGAUAUCCAUCAAUCCCCGCGGAGCCAAGAUCUCCUCAAACACCCAAGGAUUCUUUAUCGCCCAGUCGGCCGACGAAGUUAAACGAGCCUGGUUCUACUGUAAAGCCUGCCACGAAGACAUCAAAGACGAAACACUCAUCAAGAAGUGCAAGUGCAAGAACUAUGUGGGCUUUAUGAUGGUUCAGUCGGGACUAUUCGGAUUAACGUCCCAGAAUCAAGAAUCAAACGUGGCCGUCUUCCGGAAAGGUGUUCGUGCUGUACAAGUCAUCGGUCGCGCAAGUGCGGAUUACUCCAUCUGCGACAAUGACCAUGUGACUCCUCAGUUUACGCCUCCAGAGUUGCCAAAGCGGGUGCAUGUCAGAGGUGAAUUGUUGCGGGAUGACGAUCCACGAUCUCCGCUGCACAAUCAACACAACGCAGCCACUACGCCGCUGCUAUCGGCCGUCAACAAGACCCACAGCAGCACCAACAGGGCCAUGAACAAGCUGACGGGCAACUCGUCGUCCGCCCGCGCCGCCAUCGACGGCGGCCAUUCCCCGUCGCCCGAUUUCAACAUAAGGUCCAAGGAGGACAGUUCCUAUGCUGGUUAUCACCUAUCAUAUGAAGUGAAAAAACUCAUGCCGACCAGUCGAGGAUCCGCCGGCAACGGGUCACACAACACGGGCAUCGCCGACGACCAAGCCCGCGAUUUCGAUUUUGAAAAGACGGAAAUGAAAUACGAUUCGACGGGAAUGUUUCACUGGUCGCCAGCUCGCUCCCUGGAAGAUUGCAUACUGGAUCGCAAUCAAGCGGCCAUGACGGUGCUGAACGGUCACGUCGUCGUCUGCCUCUUUGCCGACCCGGACUCGCCGUUGAUCGGAUUGCGCAAUUUGGUCAUGCCUCUGCGGGCCUCCAACUUCCAUUACCACGAGCUGAAGCAUGUGGUCAUCGUCGGCUCCGUCGACUACAUCCGACGCGAAUGGAAAAUGCUUCAAAACCUGCCCAAAAUUUCAGUGCUCAAUGGAUCACCGCUGAGUCGAGCCGACUUGCGGGCCGUCAACGUCAACUUGUGCGACAUGUGCGUCAUCCUGUCGGCCAAAGUGCCCAGCAACGAUGAUCCCACCCUGGCCGACAAGGAGGCCAUCUUGGCAUCGCUCAACAUCAAAGCCAUGACAUUCGACGACACCAUCGGCGUUCUAUCGCACAGUAAUAGCGGCCGGGAAGCGCUGACGCCCAUCGGCAGUCCCAUCGUUCUCCAGCGGAGAGGAUCUGUCUACGGCGCGAACGUUCCCAUGAUCACGGAAUUGGUGAAUGAUAGCAACGUGCAGUUUUUGGACCAAGAUGACGACGACGAUCCGGAUACGGAGCUCUACCUCACUCAGCCAUUCGCUUGCGGAACUGCGUUCGCUGUCAGCGUGCUCGACUCUCUCAUGUCGACGACCUACUUCAAUCAAAAUGCUCUCACACUCAUUCGGUCGCUCAUCACUGGCGGGGCCACUCCCGAACUUGAGCUCAUUCUAGCCGAAGGAGCCGGCCUGCGAGGUGGAUACAGCACGCCGGAAACACUUGGUGAACGGGACCGCUGUCGGGUGGGCCAGAUCUCACUCUACGACGGACCUUUGGCCCAAUACGGCGAGGGUGGCAAGUACGGCGACCUUUUCGUUGCCGCACUUCGAAACUACGGCAUGUUGUGUAUAGGAUUGUACAGGUAUAAAAGAAUUUCAUUCAUUCCCAGAGCUAAUAUUUUAAAUCCAUUUAAAUUUGAUUCGACUCUGGUCGGAUCCAUCAGGUUUAGAGAUACGAGUUCAUCGGUCGAUGCUUCAUCCAAGCGCUACGUCGUUACCAAUCCUCCUGAUGAUUUCACUUUACUACCCACAGAUCAGGUCUUCGUCCUGAUGCAGUUCGAUCCCGGCCUCGAAUAUCAGCCCAACCGAGGAGAACAACAUGGCCGCGAGGGAAACUCCUGACUCUUGCUCUGUAGCGCCCUCACCGAUGGUCCUUAUUCUUACAUUUGAAAUAGUCGAAAAUUCAAUAAUAAUAAUAAUAAUUAAUUGCAAAUUAUCAGAAAAGAAAAAACAGUUUUAAAAAUAAUAAGCAACACAUUUUUCAAAAAAACUAAACAACACACAACGGAGCAAAACAAACAAAAAAAAGAUUCUCGCGGACAGCGUGCUGCGCUUCGAUUGGCCUCUUUUCAAAAAUUUUCUCUUUGAAUAUCAUCCAACUUCCUUGACUCCCCUUAUCGCUUCUCGAUGAUGGAAAAGCCUCCCCCGCCCAACAACCAGUGACUCCCGGUGAAUUUCUGAGCUUAGCCCACCACCAUCUUGUUGUUGUCACGACACACUCACACACACACACUCCUCUUUUGAUAUGCAAAGAAGAAAAAAGAAGAAAAGGACCCGUUUCCUAAAGACUCAAUCAAAGCUCCAAAGCGAAAUGAGAGAGAGAGAGAGAGAGAGAGAGAAAUGAAACGGGGGUUGGGUUCGUUAUUAGGGAUUGAAAUUGACUCUAUGGCGACCUCCAUAUAUCCAACGAUUGUUGAACUGUGAUACCUUGUAAGAAAAAAACAAAACAAAAUUUAACCAAAAAUGAAAAAAAUAACUGGCCAAGCGCAGACUACGUACCCAGAUGUUACCGCAAAACAAAAAAGAACCACACCCAUUUCUGGUCAAAUAAGUUGCUCCUAAAAAUCCCUCCCUCAAAGUAAACAAAAAAAAAUCCUGUUUGCAAGAUUGCCACUAUUUGGUUUCUUUUUAAAAUUUAAACUUAACACAGUCAAACUGCAGCAAUUUUUGUUCCACACCAAAGAAAAAACAAUUUGUUUUUUAGAUUUAAAUUUCAUUUCGAAAUUCAUGGCAUUGUCCCCAUGUUUAUUCAAACCAUCGUGAGGUGCUCUACAGGCGAAAGAAUUUGAAUUCUUUGAUUCGUUGGCAUUUGUUAUACCGAGCUAAAACAAAAAUGAGGCUAUACGAUUUAACGACAUGAAAAACAAAAACAAAUAACCUAAUAGCCGUCUGAAGGAGUCAUUCAAUUGUUACGACUGUUUGACAGCUUCUUGCUGGUUCCACUAAUAUGCAAAUACUUUGGUUUGUCUGUUUGUGUGUGAAUGAAGGGUCGACUGUUGAAGGGCCAGCUCUUGAUAAUUAUUGAUGAGGGGAUAGCAAAACAAAAACAAAAAUUGUUCUUUUUUUCCCCCCGUGUGUUGUUUGUUGUUGCUCUGAUUGAACUGAUUGACUGGGCGGACACUUUGAUCCGCCGCAAAUUGAUUUCUCUUUUCUCCCCUCCGUGUAUAAUAAUAAUAUAAUAGGCGGGCAGGUUGAUUUUUCUGGGCCUCUCCUGACAAAAUUAGGGUUCUUUAUCCGACAAAAAAGGAAAAACCUUGUACUUGGUUGUAUUUUCUCUCUUUUCUAUCUUUAAUUAUCGACCUUGUUCACACACGAAAAGCAUUUCAUGUUCAGAGAGAUGAGGCACCGCUCGAUUAAAAGUAGUCUACUCGUGCGACGACAUUAAACAUAAAUAGCUGCCCCCCUCGUGAAAAAGAAAAAAAACACUAACCAAAUUACGAAACACUGCUGUAGCCUCUGUAUACUCUUUUGCUAUUUCAUUUUUAUUCGUUUGAUUUUCGUGAGAGCCGAAGCAAAAAAAAAAAAAAAGGUUCCGAAAAUGUCA
Molecule: messenger RNA, 5509 nt
Organism: Daphnia pulicaria
Lineage: Eukaryota; Metazoa; Arthropoda; Branchiopoda; Diplostraca; Daphniidae
Gene: slo
Product: calcium-activated potassium channel slowpoke-like
Exons: 29
Coding region: 148-3807 (1219 amino acids)
Biological process (GO): transmembrane transport; potassium ion transport
Cellular component (GO): postsynaptic membrane
Molecular function (GO): large conductance calcium-activated potassium channel activity
Source: RefSeq, a predicted model, not a curated record